This is a messenger RNA of Xiphophorus maculatus (southern platyfish), 2348 nucleotides long. Its product is annotated as hemicentin-1-like. Bases 209 to 1771 code for a protein of 520 amino acids. The record is from RefSeq and is a predicted model, not a curated record. The transcript is spliced from 13 exons. NCBI's taxonomy places the organism in Eukaryota, Metazoa, Chordata, Actinopteri, Cyprinodontiformes, Poeciliidae.
UGCAGCAGGACGGUUUUAUUUCUCCCAGCUGAAGUGACGCUGAAGCUCGGGAGGCGUUGGCCUGCAGCUCUAUCAGUCGCCUGCACGUUUCUCUGACUCUGUCUGUAAGGCCAUCAGACGCACGGUUUCACCCACCCAGUUACAACUGCCACUUAUUCCCUCCGAUUUUGCACCAUUCAAAGCCUCCCGCUGCACAAACGACUUCAGCAUGUUUGCUUCUGUGUUUUUGGUCGUCCUGGGGUUGUGCUGCUGCACAAAAGAGAGCAAUCAGUUCCAACUGGACCAGCCACGACUCCACGGCCCCUCGCAAGCUUUGGUAGACGAUGUCAUUCCCUUGGUGUGUGAAAUUCCCAGUUCAGAAAGUAAUGAACCGAUUCUUCUGACAUUAUACAGGAAGGAUGACCGUAAACAAAUGUUUGGAGAGUACACCCUCUCAGCCGGGGAGGAGAUGGGAAUCUUUCCCCAGGUUAUCAAAGUUGAGCAUGAGGGCUACUUCGAAUGUGUGGCCAGCGCACAAAACAACACGGAGAUAAAUGAGACUGUCAGCGAAGUACACUUCUUAAGGGUUAUUGUGCCAGUCGAAGGCGCUGCGAUUGUUUACACAGGUCCAACAGAGAUCUAUGAGGAAACCAAGAUAGAGCUGCAAUGCAAAAUUAAAUCUGGAAAUCAUGUUUCCUACAACUGGUUUCUCAAUGGGCGCCUCGUCUCUCCGUCUCCUGUCCGCUGGAUUGGAGACAACCGGUUAAUAAUCACCAGAGUGUCCUCUAAAGAUGGCGGCUCCUACAUGUGUCAGGCUAAAAACGUCUUCAACGAAACGAGAUGGUUCGCCUCCAACAGCUCCGACCUCGUUAUCGCAGUGAAAGAUCUGGUGUCGACCCCUCGCAUCUCAUUCACCGUGGUGAAGGAGGAUGAUGGCAACUAUUCAGCCAGCAUCACCUGCCAGUCUGAGAGAGGCGAUCCUCCGAUAAGCUUCUCGCUCUACAUGGGCAUGGAGCUGAUGGUCAGGAAGAACGUUUCAGAGAGACACGCCACGUUCAGUCUUCCAGUGGUCCUGGACCAGCACUCUGGAUGGCUGCAGUGUCAGGCCAGGAACGGGAACCAGACUGAAUACAGUCGAUGGUUGCCUCUUGAAGUUGUGUCAGUCGCUGGCCCAGUGACGGUCCAAUCCGAAUACGACAUGGGAAAUAACUAUGCCGUCAUUGGCCUCAGGCUCUACUGCAAGGCGGCAGCGGGAACUCACCCACGUUUCCAGUGGUACCUCAACCAAAUGCCUCUACGUGAGCAGGGAAGCUUCUUCUAUGUGGUGGAUCUGCCAGAACAGUCCGUCCUGCUGAUGGCCGUGGGGAGACGGAGCUCUGGAAAGUACCGCUGCGAAGUGUGGAACAGCUUCGACAACAGCACGGUCAUAAGCAGCAAAGGGCUUUAUGUGGACAAAGAAGUGCUGAAUCGCCUUCCAACCUUAGUGGUGGCUGUGGUCUUCAACUGUUUCGCGCUCCUGAUUUUCCUGGUGUUGUUUUGUUGUCUGUCAGGAGUCAUCUUCAGGUGGAAACUGUCUCAACAGAAGUCAGAAUCGAGUUUGGCGAUGGACGAAAGACUUGUCGUAUCUGAGAACGAGGUGGACUGGACAGAGUACAACGAGGACCCAGACGUAGCGAAAGCACCAAGAGAGGACGAACUUUAUCAGGAAUCUGAAGCCUCUGAGGACGAAUGGCCUCAGAUCGAGCAGGAAAGAAGGACACUGGAGAAUGAAGCUGAUGAAGACUCAAACUGAACACUAUAGCUUAGUUGAUUAUCUAUACCCUGGUGCCAUUUUAGUGUAGAUAUUUGUAGUAAUAGUUUUAGCAAAAUGAUGUUAAAGGUAUUUUUAUAAAAUAAGCAGUGUCUUUUUGUCAAAUAUCUUGAAGUCUUUCUUACAUUUUGUAACAUAACAUCAACUUACUUAAUUUGGAUAUUAUACACAAUUCUACAUACAAAAAAAUCACAUACUUAGCAUUUGUAACUGUGCUUUGCUGUUGAAAUUCCCUGAAACCUAUCAAUGGACGGCCAGGAAUUAGACUGUACCUAAAGCAUUGACCAACCAUUGCUAAACUGCAGAGGAGACAACCGAAAGAGUUUGUAUUUCUACUGAGUUUGCACUUGGUUUGGUCAUAAUUUUCUGAGCGUCCUAAAUGUGCGCACCAACCAGUGUUGUGUAACUAACAAGAACAAGAAGUUAAAUCUGUUGAAACUGAAUCAUCCAUGUUCAUAUCAUCUAAAGACUGUUAACCGGUUUCAUAAUUGGUUACUGUAUUUGAACUGCCCUGUUGUUGUUGAAAUAUGCUACACAAAUAAACUUGACUCGACACAAA